CUCAUUCUACCUAUUUGACGACGUCGAACGGUUCUCGCCAUUUUCGAGAGUUAUCGAGAAAGCCCGAUUUCAAUCCAUUUCCACUUGAUUCCAGCGUCUGUGCCUUCCUUGUUUUGGUUUCGCAGUCGUUCAGGAAAUCGGAUGUAUACCGACGGAUUCAACAGACGCGUGGCGGGGGACGCGAAGUGACCAACAAGGGAUAAAUCGACCUACUGAUUUCGAUUUGGAGUGAGGGAGGGAGAGAUGGCUGGCGACGGUGUGAAGUGGGAAGGUUUGCUCAGAUGGAGCCUCUCACAAGCCGAUGGAACUCAGCCCAAGAGGGUUCUUAGCGAUGAGGAACGGAGGUGGUUCAUGGAAGCCAUGACGGCAAACUCUGUGGAUGUUAUCAAGAGAAUGAAGGAGAUCACAGAAGUGAUGAAGACUCCGCAGGAUGUUUUGGAGGCUCACGGCGUCACUACUGCGGAUAUUGAAGGCAUGCUUGAAGAACUGCAAGAACAUGUGGAAUCAAUUGAUAUGGCCAAUGAUUUGCACUCAAUUGGUGGUCUACUUCCUCUACUCGGAUAUCUGAGGAACUCCAAUGCCAGCAUCCGAGCUAAAGCUGCGGAUGUUGUAACUACCAUCGUACAGAACAAUCCCAAGAGCCAACAACUGGUAAUGGAUGCAAGCGGAUUGGAUCCUCUGCUCUGUAAUCUUUCUUCCGAUUCUGAUGUAACAGCUCGCUCUAAGGCUCUCGGAGCAAUAUCUUCCUUGAUUCGAAACAACAAAACUGGAAUGAAUGCAUUUAAAUUGGCUAAUGGUUAUGCGGCACUUAGAGAUGCCCUGAGAUCAGAUGAUGCCAGGUUUCAGAGGAAGGCUCUCAACCUGAUCCAAUAUCUUCUUCAAGAAAGCACGUCGGACUGCACCACUGCUAUGGAGCUUGGUCUUCCAAGGCUCAUGGUGCACCUGGCCUCAAGUGACAAUGCCGGCGUGCGGGAGGCUGCACUUGGCGCUCUCCUGGAGCUGGCUCAGAACCCAGCCUUAAAAGGUUCCAGUUCUUUUGACAAGGAAGAUAAGCUAAAGCAGAUCCUCCAAAAGCGCAUGGACGGAAUCAGUUAUAUGGAAGAAGAGGAGCUGGGCGCUGCGAGGGAGGAGAGGCAACUGCUGGACUCUCUAUGGAGUGCAUUCUAUAAGGAGCCAUCUUCACUUCGGGAGAAGGGUCUUGUGGUUCUUGCUGAAGAGGAGAACCCACAGCCCCCACCUGAUGUGGCUGGGGAUCCGCCGCUGCGUGCAUGGGCCGCAAAUAACCCCACCCGGCCUCCGGUUCCGGCGGGAGCAGAGAAAAAGAGCGAGAGUCCGUUGCUACUGGGCCCUGGGCCUUCAGCAUAGCGGAGGUCUGUGUUCUUUGCUAUUUACUGAAUUUUAUCAUGCACUUGUCCUGGACUAUUAAACAAUCAAUAGAUGGUGGAAGGGUAGGAAUGCCUAGCUAAUUGAAAUGUUACAUUCGCGUUUCUAUUUUCGUUCAAUUUUAUUUUACUUGGCUUUUUUUUCU
Messenger RNA from Phalaenopsis equestris, 1528 nucleotides. RefSeq lists its product as uncharacterized. Lineage: Eukaryota; Viridiplantae; Streptophyta; Magnoliopsida; Asparagales; Orchidaceae. The record is from RefSeq and is a predicted model, not a curated record.